Molecule: messenger RNA, 1409 nt
Organism: Chrysochloris asiatica (Cape golden mole)
Lineage: Eukaryota; Metazoa; Chordata; Mammalia; Afrosoricida; Chrysochloridae
Gene: MAPKAPK3
Product: mitogen-activated protein kinase-activated protein kinase 3
Exons: 10
Coding region: 58-1212 (384 amino acids)
Biological process (GO): intracellular signal transduction; protein autophosphorylation; peptidyl-serine phosphorylation
Cellular component (GO): cytoplasm; nucleus
Molecular function (GO): ATP binding; calmodulin binding; calcium-dependent protein serine/threonine kinase activity
Source: RefSeq, a predicted model, not a curated record
CUCAGGUGGUCCUGGACGCGCCAGGCUGGGGCCGCCUCUAAAUGCCCCGCAGGGGCCAUGGAUGGUGAGACAGCAGCGGAGCAGGGGCCCCCUGCGCCCCCGCCCGGUGCACCUGUUGGACUUGGCUUGGGAGACAGUCCCUCUCUAGGGGUGCGGCGCGAACCCAAGAAGUAUGCGGUGACGGACGACUACCAGUUGUCCAAGCAGGUGCUGGGCCUGGGUGUGAACGGCAAGGUGCUCGAGUGCUUCCACAGACAGACGGGCCAGAAGUGUGCCCUGAAGCUCCUGUAUGACAGCCCCAAGGCCCGGCAGGAAGUGGACCACCACUGGCAGGCCUCGGGCGGCCCCCACAUUGUGCGUAUUCUGGACGUGUAUGAGAACAUGCAUCACAGCAAGCGCUGCCUCCUCAUCGUCAUGGAAUGCAUGGAAGGUGGUGAGCUGUUCAGCAGGAUUCAGGAGCGUGGUGAUCAGGCUUUCACUGAGAGAGAGGCUGCAGAGAUCAUGCGGGAUAUUGGUACUGCCAUCCAGUUCCUGCAUAGUCAGAAUAUUGCCCACCGGGAUGUAAAGCCUGAAAACCUGCUUUACACAUCUAAGGAGAAAGACUCGGUGCUCAAGCUCACAGACUUUGGCUUUGCCAAAGAAACCACCCAGAAUGCCCUGCAGACACCCUGCUACACUCCCUAUUAUGUGGCCCCUGAGGUCUUGGGUCCAGAGAAGUAUGACAAGUCGUGCGACAUGUGGUCCCUGGGCGUCAUCAUGUACAUUCUCCUAUGUGGCUUCCCACCCUUCUACUCCAACACGGGCCAGGCCAUCUCCCCUGGGAUGAAGAGGAGGAUCCGCCUGGGUCAGUACGGCUUCCCUAACCCUGAAUGGUCGGAUGUCUCUGAGGAUGCCAAGCAGCUGAUUCGCCUUCUGCUGAAGACAGACCCCACAGAGAGGUUGACCAUCACACAGUUCAUGAACCAUCCUUGGAUCAAUCAAUUGAUGGUGGUGCCACAGACCCCACUCCACACAGCCCGAGUGUUGCAGGAGGACAAAGAUCAUUGGGAUGAAGUCAAGGAGGAAAUGACCAGUGCCCUGGCCACCAUGCGUGUGGACUAUGACCAGGUGAAGAUCAAGGACCUGAAGACCUCUAACAACCGACUCCUUAACAAGCGGAGAAAAAAACAGGCAGGCAGCUCCUCAGCCUUGCAAGGCUGCAACAACCAGUAGCUCCUGGAAUCAUGGAAGAGCCAGGCUGGAGUGUGCUGAGGCCCUGGUGAAAAGAGCCCAGGGUUAUUUUUUAUUUUUUAACAAAAGGAUUAUUUUGUUGUGUUUUAAUUUUUCACUUGGAACUUAAAGAUGGGGGCCCUGGUCCAAACCUCUUUCAGAGCUCUAGUCCCACCCUAGCCCAGGUCCUAGGGAGGGGC